Molecule: messenger RNA, 1003 nt
Organism: Physcomitrium patens
Lineage: Eukaryota; Viridiplantae; Streptophyta; Bryopsida; Funariales; Funariaceae
Source: RefSeq, a predicted model, not a curated record
AGGAUUCAAGCUGCGGACCGGAUGCUGAUAAACGAGACAGAAAAAACAACCCAUGGUAAUCGUCCAUGGAAACCCACAUCACCGUGACGAUGGGGCUGAGAAUAACAAUAGUCAUGUUCAAUCCUCUAGGGCUCAACGAAAGUGCACAUGGGAGGUUUUAGGGUGGGCUUCGUCUGCAUGCUCCCUGUCUCCAAGUUGUUGUAGACCUCCUGCCCCAGCUUCGCUCUUGAUUCGCAGCGUUGGCGUCAAUGGCGUUGGCAACGCCCGUUACCACCUUGUGGAAAUCCGCAACCGCGAGAGGCUCAUGCUGCGACGUUUCGAACAAGGGACACUAUGGAGAAUUGAGGGCGCAGUUCUUAGGAGCAGUAGUCGUGUGUAGGGAGGCCCAGCAAUGGGAGCGGUGUCGGCAAGCAUGCUCGUCGCGAGCUAGGGUUGUGUGCCUUCUGGGUGGUAACAAGCGGGAUGCGGCAAAGAAAGCGCUAGAAUCUGCCCUUGGAGAGAAGAAAGGUGAUUUCAGUAAGUGGGACGAAGAGAUAAAGAAGAGGCAAGAGAGUGGCGGUGGAGAUGGAGGAAAAGGAAGAGGUUGGGGCAAAGGAGGAGGAGGUGGUGGCGGAGGUGGGAGUGGUGGUGAUUCUAGUGAGGGUGGACUGCCACCACUCAAUAGCAAUACCUGGGACGAUGCGAAGCAAAUGGUGAUGGCUUUUCUGGGAUUGGCAGCCCUUUACUUGGUGUUGACACAAGGGAAAAGGAUGCUGGCAGUGUCUGUGAACUCGGCUUUAUUUGUUUUGCGUGGAUUUAAGGCGAAUGGGUCUAGUUCUCCCAGUAGAGAACCUGCACUUGCAGGACCUAUUAGUGAUGGGCCCGGGCCUGCUGAAUCUAGCGUAAUUAGCAAGUGGGGUAGAGAUUAAGUAUUUGGUUACCAAAAUUGUAUUUACGGUUUAUGACAAUAACAUGAAAAAAGAUGAUAAUUAAACAUGAGUGUAAUCAAGUCUUUAUUCAUUUA